Molecule: messenger RNA, 1025 nt
Organism: Phymastichus coffea
Lineage: Eukaryota; Metazoa; Arthropoda; Insecta; Hymenoptera; Eulophidae
Product: UPF0193 protein EVG1 homolog
Exons: 5
Coding region: 281-967 (228 amino acids)
Source: RefSeq, a predicted model, not a curated record
CAAAAGUUAGUUCGAUUACCGAGCUUGGGAGGGCUGAGUCAUCUCUCUUUCAAGUAGUCAUAGAAACGAAAGCUUGCAUUGCCGCUGCCGCGCUUUGAUUUCGUACUUCGCCUGCUUCGCAUGAUCAAGACAGCCUUGCGUGUUAGUCGCUCGCCCUGCGCGCGUGUCGAACUUUUCUACUUUCUUCCACGUCAGUUCAUUGUCGUAUCGUAACCAACAAAUUGCUCGAUUAUAUUUUUUCUUUAUAAUUUUUUACGAGUGACUUGUUUCGACUGUAAUCAUGGAAAGAAAAGAGCAAAGGGUUGGUCUUGGCGUGGGAGCUUUUCACAAUCCCCCAAAAGCUAAUUACAGCGAAGAAACCAAAAAUUUAAUUAAAGUAUUGAUGGAAGAGUCAAAAUUAACAAUGAUGCAAAGAAAAUCAAUUCAAGACGCGAUAAAUAAAGGUAAUUCUCUACCACCACCCACACCCACUUUAAAAAGAGAAAAAAAAGUUGAGCGCAUUGAGGUUGAAUAUCCGUCAGUGUGGAAAAGACGAUCGAAAGAGAUGAUCAUGAGUAGUGGCGCUUAUGAAAGGGAACAGUACAGACGUACGGCACCUUUACCUAACAAAGAAAAACAAAAAAGACACUUGGCGUGUAUGAUGGCUUAUGGUAAGGAAAUGCCACCGACUCCACGAGAACCAAACAUGGUUAAUCGAGCCAGAAGGCAACCGCACGCAAAAGAUGAAGACCCUUUCAAAGAGAUUAUCGAUGGAAUAAGAGAAAGAAUUGAAUUUUUACAUGACAUGGAGUGUCUGGGACUCGGAAAAAAGUAUAAACCGAUCAUACACCAAGAAAUCGCUCAAAAAAUAAGGCUCAUCGAGUCUAUCGAUAAAAGCAAAGUCUUAGAAAUCAACAAAGAAAUUGAAAGAUUUCAAGUUGAACGUCCAGCUCCAAAACCAUUUCCACUUGGAGAUUUGGACGAAUAACAUUUUUCUCUGGCUUUUUUUCGUUUUCUUAAGAAUAAUAUACGUGAGUGUAAUAACA